Messenger RNA from Punctularia strigosozonata HHB-11173 SS5, 1174 nucleotides. RefSeq lists its product as uncharacterized. The transcript is spliced from 4 exons. The annotation marks the transcript as partial. NCBI's taxonomy places the organism in Eukaryota, Fungi, Basidiomycota, Agaricomycetes, Corticiales, Punctulariaceae. The record is from RefSeq and is a predicted model, not a curated record.
CACGGGCUGGACUCAGAGCAACUCGAGAGAUGUAAUGGGAGUGGCUACAGCGCUUUGUACUGGUCGACAGGUUCUCCGUUCAUGCGACUGACCGUUUGAUGAACUCGUAGUGUUCGCGCAACCGUUUCGGGUUUCAUUCUAUCUAGCACCGGUCAAUAGCCAUGCAGAUGGAGUACCACAGCCGGAGGCCCGACACCCGGAAUCCAAGUUCAGGCUAUGCUCUCGGCAGUUUCCCAGCUUUACUUCGCCUAGCCGGCGGCAUCCUUCGACAACCUGCUCGAAGAGUACAAAGCGAAGACUCAAGAUAUCACAGGCUUGCACUCUGUCCUGUUCUCCACCUAUAGAGCUGCCCAUGGUCCGUUGCAUCGGUGAUCGGAUUGAAGCCUACUAUCAUGCGGAGGGGAACCUCAUCAAUCCCGUACUCACAGGUUUUCCCUUUGCCCUCGCGCGCAAAUCGCAUAUCGACCCGUUCCAGUACGUGCUGGUGUCUACCUGGGGCCCGAGCGCCUUUGAAGUCUGCUACGUCACUACCCUUAACUCCACUUCACCCGCCGAGCUCUCUCCCCAUGGGAAGCCACUGUUGUGGGUUGUUCCGGACAUCGAGAUGACGCCGUCGCGAGUACCUGGCGGUACGCUUGACGCGCUGCUCGCUAUCAAUUACAAACGCCCCCCGCUGCGUUUGACAGGCGGUAUGCGGUUGGACGCGCGUGCGCCGGGAGGGCGGGCACUGCAGGCGGAGGUAUUGCUCGAGGAGGACGCCCUGCUUCGAGUAUGCUGCUACUGUGGCUGCGUGGAGCGGGCAAAUCAUAGCACCCAGUUCGAGAGGUGCGGUGGGCGCGGCUACAACUCCCUGUACUGGUGCCUUGAGUCUGCUACGUCACUACCCUUUAACUCCACUUCACCCGCCGAGCUCUCUCCCCAUGGGAAGCCACUGUUGUGGGUUGUUCCGGACAUCGAGAUGACGCCGUCGCGAGUACCUGGCGGUACGCUUGACGCGCUGCUCGCUAUCAAUUACAAACGCCCCCCGCUGCGUUUGACAGGCGGUAUGCGGUUGGACGCGCGUGCGCCGGGAGGGCGGGCACUGCAGGCGGAGGUAUUGCUCGAGGAGGACGCCCUGCUUCGAUUCGAGAGGUGCGGUGGGCGCGGCUACAACUCCCUGUACUGGUGCCUUGAG